This is a messenger RNA of Telopea speciosissima, 3562 nucleotides long. RefSeq names its product NF-X1-type zinc finger protein NFXL1-like. Gene Ontology annotation, cellular component: nucleus. Gene Ontology annotation, molecular function: zinc ion binding; DNA-binding transcription factor activity, RNA polymerase II-specific; RNA polymerase II transcription regulatory region sequence-specific DNA binding. Gene Ontology annotation, biological process: regulation of DNA-templated transcription. Lineage: Eukaryota; Viridiplantae; Streptophyta; Magnoliopsida; Proteales; Proteaceae. Bases 27 to 3302 code for a protein of 1091 amino acids. The transcript has a single exon. The record is from RefSeq and is a predicted model, not a curated record.
UUCAGUUGUUUCGAAUCCUUCAGACAAUGAGCUACCAACAGCGCAGUGACCGAAGGGAGGGACCUCGGGUUCCUGCUCGUACUGCCCGUCAAGAGUGGGUUCCUAGAGGAUCCAUUGCCACUGUUGUGAAUCCACCUUCGAGCUUCAAUUCAAAUCCCAACGGAAAUGGUGGAGACUCGAAUUACAGUUCCGCCCCUCCUUCGAAUCGGCAUAGAGGAGGCUUCGCUCGGCGAAGAUACACGGCGCCGCCUGCGCAUCCGAAGAACGACCCGGAGAUUCUAGAGCCGAUGGUAUUCGAUGUCCCGCAACUUGUGCAAGAAAUUCAAGAUAAGCUAGCAAAAAGAGCGGUUGAAUGCAUGAUUUGUUAUGAUAUGGUGGGGAGGUCUGCCCCAAUCUGGUCGUGCUCGAGCUGUUACUCCAUUUUCCAUCUCAAUUGUAUAAAGAAAUGGGCUAGGGCACCGACUUCUGUUGACUUGUCUGUGGAAAAGAAUCAGAGAGGGAAUUGGCGCUGCCCUGGUUGCCAGUCUGUGCAGCUGCUCACGGCGAAGGAAAUUCAAUAUCUUUGCUUCUGUGGGAAGAGACCAGACCCUCCUACUGAUUUGUAUCUGACACCGCAUUCUUGUGGAGAGCCAUGUGGGAAGCCAUUGGAUAGGGAGGUUGCUGGCGGUGGCGAUAGCAAUGACGAUGAUCGGUGCCCCCAUGUCUGUGUCUUGCAGUGUCACCCGGGUCCAUGUCCUCCUUGUAAAGCAUUUGCUCCCCCUCGCAGGUGCCCUUGUGGGAAGAAGACGAUUACGACGAGAUGCUCUGAUCGGAAGUCCUUGUUUACUUGUGGGCAGCCCUGUAAGAAGAUUCUGGAAUGUGGGCGUCACAGGUGUGAGCGAAUUUGCCACCUGGGACCAUGUGACCCUUGUGGGGCUAUGAUCAAAGCGUCGUGUUUCUGCAAGAAGAAGGUAGAGAUCCUUCUCUGUGGAGAGAUGGUUGUUAAAGGGAAUGUGAGACAGAUGGAUGGUGUUUUCUCGUGUAACUCCACUUGUGGCAAGGAGCUUGCUUGUGGAAAUCAUUUCUGUGGCGAGGAUUGCCAUCCUGGUCCAUGUGGGGAUUGCGAGUUGACGCCUUGGAGGAUUAAGACCUGCUACUGUGGCAAAACGAGGAUACAGAAUGAAAGACGGAGUUGCUUGGAUACAAUUCCGACCUGCUCGCAGGCUUGUGGUAAGCUUCUUCCUUGUGGGAUUCACCAAUGUAAGGAGUCGUGCCAUGCUAGGGACUGUCCUACUUGUUUGGUUCCGGCCAACCAGAAAUGCCGUUGUGGUUCUUCUUCUCGGACUGUUGAGUGUUACAGAACAGUGGACGAGAUGGAUAAGUUUGUCUGUGAUAAACCUUGCGGGAGAAAAAAGAGCUGUGGGAGGCACAGGUGCAGUGAGAGGUGUUGCCCUCUCUCUGGUUCCAGCAACCAAGUUUUGGGCCAUUGGGACCCUCAUUUGUGUUCGAUGGUAUGUGGGAAGAAGCUCAGAUGUGGGCAGCAUUCUUGUGGGUCACUGUGCCACAGCGGCCAUUGCCCACCUUGCCUUGAAACCAUCUUCACUGACCUGGCCUGUGCUUGUGGGAAAACUUCAAUACCCCCUCCUCAGCCUUGUGGUACCCCUCCUCCUUCUUGUCAACACCCAUGUUCAGUUCCCCAGCCCUGUGGCCAUCCACCAUCUCACAGUUGCCAUUUUGGUGAUUGCCCACCUUGUUCAAUUCCGGUGGCGAAGGAAUGCAUUGGUGAGCAUGUCGUUCUCAGGAACAUACCUUGUGGUACGAGGGACAUUCGAUGUAAUCAGCUCUGUGGCAAGACACGACAGUGUGGUAUGCAUGCUUGUGGAAGGACUUGUCAUCCUCCACCUUGUGAUUCUAACAGUGGGUCUGAGUCUGGGUCUGGUUCUGGUGUGAAGGUUUCUUGUGGGCAAAUAUGUAGUUCUCCUAGGAGAGAUUGUAGGCACACAUGUACUGCUACUUGUCAUCCAUCAUCACCUUGUCCUGAUCUGAGAUGUGAUUUCCCUGUGACAAUCACAUGUUCCUGCGGUCGGAUUACUGCCACAGUCCCUUGUGAUGCCGGAGGCAGUGGUCAUGUCGAUACUGUUUUCGAAGCAUCUGUUAUUCACAAAUUGCCGGUUCCACUUCAUCCUGUAGAAGCAACCGGCAAGAAGGUCCCGCUUGGACAGAGAAAGCUCGCCUGUGAUGAGGAGUGCACGAAAUUGGAGCGCAGACGAGUUCUUGCGGAUGCUUUUGAUAUUACUCCGCCAAACUUGGAUGCCCUUCAUUUUGGUGAGAAUUCUACAGUUUCUGAUGUGCUUGCUGAUCUAUAUAGGCGAGAUCCAAAAUGGGUCUUAUCUAUUGAGGAGAGAUUCAGGUUUCUGGUGAUUGGAAAGAGUAGAGGAGGCACCUCGAGUAGUCUCAGGGUUCAUGUUUUCUGUCCAAUGGUUAAGGAGAAGAGAGAUGCUGUGAGGCAAAUUGCAGUGAGAUGGAAGCUUGCAAUUCAUGCAGCUGGGUGGGAGCCAAAGCGGUUCCUUGUGGUUCAUGUCACCCCCAAGUCUAAAGCUCCAUCUCGAAUUCUUGGUGCCAAGGGUGCUGUGACUGUUGCUAUGUCUCAGCCAGUUUUUGAUCCAUUGGUCGACAUGGAUCCACGACUAGUUGUGGCUUUUUUGGAUUUGCCAAGGGAUGCAGAUAUAAGCGCUUUAGUCCUGAGGUUUGGUGGAGAGUGUGAACUGGUCUGGUUGAAUGACAAGAAUGCUUUAGCAGUAUUUAGUGAUCCUGCCCGAGCAGCAACUGCUCUGAGGCGGUUAGAUCAUGGUUCGGUGUAUCAUGGUGCUGCUGUAGUUCUUCAGAAUGGUGGUCCUACAUCUUCUGGUCUCAAUGCAUGGGGAACUGGGGCUGCAAAGGAGGGGAGUGUAGUUACAACCCAUAAGGGUAAUCCAUGGAAAAAGUCUGUUGUACAGGAAUCCAGUUGGAGGGAUGACUCUUGGGGUGGCAGAGAGUCGCCUGGUGCCUCAGCUGAUGUGCUUGUGUCUGCAUGGAAAGGGAAGGAAGCUCCAUUUGCUCCUUCAAGGAACAGAUGGGGCAUUCUUGACUCAGAUGCAUUUUCUAAUUCUGCUGCUACCUCUUCUGUUGGAACUGAUGAUACAGGUAACCAUUGGGUGGCAAGUUCUUCCACUUCAGGACUGGAAACAAACACGUCAGGUUCAAGUUCCACAGUGCAGCCUGGAGUGCUUAAUGAUGCUGAGUUGUCUGAAGUAGUGGAUGAUUGGGAGAAAGCUUAUGAGUAAGAAACAGAAAGAUAAGAAGAUGAUAUCUCGUUUUGUGGCAUUUUGCGUGAUUUUGUUCUUGGGUUCUCUUUUCAACAUUACAGCAUCACUGUUUGGGGUUUGAUGGUAUUCUUAUGUCAAAUCUUGUAGAGAGCAUUCUUUUUUAAACAUGCUGAAGGCUGGAGUGGCCAAACCACCAAUCUAUCUUCUGGUUUUCAAUGGUAAUUGUAGAUUCACUAAGAAAUCAAAUACAUACAAUUUUUCUUGUGUUGUGAGUUCUC